Molecule: messenger RNA, 3615 nt
Organism: Cucumis melo (muskmelon)
Lineage: Eukaryota; Viridiplantae; Streptophyta; Magnoliopsida; Cucurbitales; Cucurbitaceae
Product: extra-large guanine nucleotide-binding protein 1
Exons: 8
Coding region: 526-3426 (966 amino acids)
Biological process (GO): G protein-coupled receptor signaling pathway
Molecular function (GO): guanyl nucleotide binding; GTPase activity; G-protein beta/gamma-subunit complex binding
Source: RefSeq, a predicted model, not a curated record
CUGGUUAUUCUCUUUCCCGUCACUCUCUCUCAUUUCCAAAAGCUUUUUUUUUCCUUUCCUCUCACCUAAACAGUGCGGUUCUCUCAUCUCAUCCCCACCGAAUUUGGAUUUUCCAGGUUCAUCUUUUCUCUCUCUCUCUCUCUCUCUCUCUCGAUUUCCUUGUUUCUUAAAUCCUUCUAUUGCGUGUUCUUCUUAGCUCAGUUUUGUCUCAUACUCUUCGUUUCUCUACCAAAAUUUUGGUCCCAUGACUUCUCUGCUCCAUACCUUUUAGCUUCUUCCUUGCUUGUGGAUCAUUUUUCUUUCCUCCUUAUCGCUUUUGAUUGAUUACAGAUUGCUGAAGCUUCGGUUCGGAUAUACUUUGAUUGAUUUUGUAAGGGUACACUGGCGUUGCUUUGAAUUGCUUGGUGGGAGGGGAGGAAUCUGUUGCUUCGUUAAAUGCUAUAUAAUAUACCGGUUUAUUUGGUUUUGUUGGUAAUAGGGUUAGAGUUGAAAUUAGGGUUAGGGGCUUAGAUUUUCGGGAUCGAAAUGCCUCUGGUGGAGGCAAUGGUUGCGGAUCCUGUUGAUGGUAUACAGUAUUCGUUUGCUAAGGAAUAUAAAGGUCCACCGGUACCGUAUGAUCUUCCUCAGGCUCUUCCGAUCAACGUGGAGCGGAUUCCGGUGGCUGCUGUUGUAGCUGAGGUUCCGUUUACUCAUAAAAUGUCUUUGCCGGUUGUUCAACCGAUUUUAGCGCAGGAUGUUAUGAGUAAAAAGUUCUCUAAGGAGUUGGAGCCUGCUGUAGGGAAGUCUGUGGUUUCUCCUACAUCUGUUAUCGCCUUUGAUCAGAGUACAGAGGAUAGUCGCAGGUGUCUGUCGAAAGAAUCAGAUUCUGGUUCUGAAAGAACUGUGUCUCCAACUUCGGUUAUUGCAUUUGAGGACAGAGUAGUGGGUAAUCAUGGGUGUCAAUUGUCUGGUGACUUGAGUAGUUCAGGUGCUUUGGAGUUUUCAAAUGGGCAAAUUGUUUCUGGCGAAUUGUCAGAUGUUGGCAACUGCUCGAGGGCUUUUGCCUGCUCAUCGAUUAGUCAUGGAAAUUCUUGUGAGUUAUUAGGUGACGCUGGGAGCUCUUGCACGAUGGAGUUUUCUGGAAGCUUUAAUAAAUCACAGCGAAGCUCAUGUUCUUUGAGAGCUUCAAAUUGUCGGAAGGAAAGCAUAGAUUUCAAUGAUAUCCAUCAAGUUGACUGGGUCUCUACAGAAUCAGUGCUGAGUUCAGACUAUCCGUCUUCCCGGGUUUCAUCUAUGAAAGUUGUAAAUGAGGGAGGUGGUGAUGGUAGGCGGUCAGCUGUAACAUUUCUUGACCCUGAGUCUGAUUAUACAUAUAAUGAAGAGUAUAGUCAGGAUGGGCCAGAAACUCUGCGAAUGAGACAAGAUUCGCUAAGAAAAGGAAAGAAAGGAUCUUGUUACCGAUGCGGCAAGGGGAACCGGUUUACUGAAAAAGAGGUCUGCAUCGUCUGUGAUGCUAAGUAUUGUAGCAACUGCGUACUUAGAGCUAUGGGUUCAAUGCCUGAAGGUCGCAAAUGUGUUACUUGCAUAGGUUUUCCUAUUGAUGAGUCUAAGCGAGGAAAUUUGGGAAAAUGUCCCAGAAUGCUUAAAAGACUACUGAAUGACUUGGAGAUUCGACAGGUUAUGACGGCUGAGAAGUGUUGUGAGGCGAAUCAGCUGCCACCAGAGUACGUUUGUGUGAAUGGGGAACCUUUAUCUUUCGAGGAGCUUUCAAUGCUACAGACCUGCCCCAAUCCACCAAAGAAGCUAAAACCAGGAAAUUAUUGGUACGACAAAGUUUCUGGUCUUUGGGGAAAGGAAGGACAGAAACCUUCAAAGAUUAUUACACCUCAUCUCAACAUUGGUGGGCCUAUUAAGGCCGAUGCUAGCAAUGGAAAUACAAAGAUUUUUAUAAAUGGCCGAGAAAUUACAAAAGUAGAGCUCCGGAUGCUGCAGUUGGCUGGAGUUCAAUGUGCUGGCAAUCCACACUUUUGGGUCAAUGAGGAUGGAUCAUACCAGGAGGAGGGUCAGAAGAACACCAAAGGGUACAUAUGGGGGAAGGCUGGAACGAAGCUUGUCUGUGCUUUGUUAUCACUACCGGUUCCUUCUAAAUCUUCAAAUUAUUCUGGGGAACCAGACAGCAGCCUUGUUUACAGAACUUUUCCUGAGUACCUUGGUCUUCAAAAACUGCUUUUAGUUGGUUAUGAUGGAUCUGGAACAAGUACUAUAUUCAAGCAGGCCAAAAUUCUAUAUAAGGAUGCACCUUUCUCUAAAGAGGAGCGUGAAAUUAUUAAGUUGAAGAUCCAGAGCAAUGUGUACGGAUAUCUUGGUAUAAUUCUUGAAGGCCGUGAGCGAUUUGAGGAAGACAGUUCGGCUGAAAUAAGGAAAAAACUUUCAGAUGAAGUUGACCCUGCUGGGAGCUCGAGUGUUGAUUCUGACAAAAGCAUGUACUCAAUUGGGCCAAGAUUGAAAGCAUUCUCCGAUUGGCUUCUCAAGACUAUGGUAUCAGGAACUUUGGAGACUAUUUUUCCUGCAGCUACUCGAGAAUAUGCGCCAUUGGUUGAAGAGCUGUGGAAUGAUGCUGCUAUUCAGGCUACCUACAAACGAGGAAGUGAAUUGGAAAUGCUGCCAAACGUUGCUCAUUAUUUCCUAGAAAGAGUAGUGGACAUAUUGACAACCGAUUAUGAACCUUCGGAUUCAGAUAUCCUAUAUGCAGAGGGUCUUAUUUCAUCCAAUGGGCUUGCUUGCGUAGAUUUUUCAUUUCCACAACCUGCACCUGAUGAUGAUAUAGACACUGCCGAUCAGCACAGCUCAUUGCUUAGGUAUCAACUUAUUAGAGCCCAUGCAAGAGGAAUUGGUGAAAAUUGCAAGUGGCUGGAGAUGUUCGAGGACAUUGGGAUUGUUAUUUUUUGUGUCUCUCUAAGUGACUACGAUCAGUUUUCCAUCGACGGAAAUGGAGAUACUGUGAAUAAGAUGUUACUUAGCAGAAAAUUCUUUGAAAGCCUGGUUACUCAUCCGACCUUCUAUCAAAUGGACUUCCUUGUAUUACUGAACAAAUAUGAUCAGUUUGAAGAGAAGGUUGAACGGGUACCAUUAACUCGGUGCGAGUGGUUCAAUGAUUUCCAUCCAAUGAUCAGUCGCAACCGCUCUAACAGCCAAAACAAUAUUAAUAGCAGCCCCUCUCUAGGGCAACUCGGUUUCCACUACAUUGCAGUAAAAUUCAAACGACUCUUCACCUCAUUAACUGGGCGGAAGUUGUAUGUUUCACCCGUGAAGGGUUUAGAGCCGCAUAGUGUUGAUGCAGCUCUUAAAUAUGCAAGGGAGAUAAUGAAGUGGGAUGAAGAAAGAACCAACUUUAGCUUGAGUGAGUACUCAGUCUAUAGCACAGAGGAAAGCUCUUUUUCUCACUAAUGCUUUAGAUCAUAGGUGGCGUGUAGAGUGGGUACAAAUGCAAUACCAAUACUAAUUUAUGUUGUUGUACAUAUGAUAGCUUUGUAAAUGAACAAGAUAAGUCUGUUCCUUCCAUAUGUAAUUGCAGCUGUAAGUUUUGCAAAAUACCAUUUUGGUAGUAAUGGCAGGGAAUUAGUGUUCAAUUUUCAA